Molecule: messenger RNA, 2448 nt
Organism: Tribolium castaneum (red flour beetle)
Lineage: Eukaryota; Metazoa; Arthropoda; Insecta; Coleoptera; Tenebrionidae
Gene: hay
Product: haywire
Exons: 2
Coding region: 94-2430 (778 amino acids)
Biological process (GO): nucleotide-excision repair; transcription initiation at RNA polymerase II promoter
Cellular component (GO): transcription factor TFIIH holo complex; transcription preinitiation complex; nucleotide-excision repair factor 3 complex
Molecular function (GO): hydrolase activity; DNA binding; ATP binding
Source: RefSeq, a predicted model, not a curated record
UUUGACAAACGUCACUAACCUAUGAAAGUGUAAACUUGUGCAACACUUUAAAUGUGAAAAACAAUCGGAAAAAACGCAAAUCAAACUGUGAAAAUGGGUCCACCUAAACGCUACAGUAGCAAAGCUGAAGGAAAAUCAAAAAAACGCAAAAAGGAGGAAGAAGAAUGGACGUACGAAGAAGACGAUGUCAAUGAAUCUGAAGGGGCUGCUGUUCCGGGUGCUGCGGCCCGUGACGCUGAGAAAAACGACCAAAGCGUCCAAGAGGACGAAUUCGGAGCCAAAGACUACCGUUCUCAGAUGAUUCUAAAACCUGAUAACACGUCACGACCGUUAUGGGUCGCCCCCAAUGGUCAUAUUUUUCUCGAGUCGUUUUCACCGGUUUAUAAACACGCUCAUGAUUUUCUAAUUGCGAUUUCGGAGCCCGUUUGCCGUCCGGAGCACAUUCACGAGUAUAAACUAACGGCUUAUUCGUUAUAUGCCGCCGUGAGUGUGGGGCUGCAGACUAACGACAUAAUCGAGUAUUUAAACCGGUUGAGUAAAACGAGUAUUCCGGACGGUAUUGUCGAAUUCAUUAAACUGUGUACGCUAUCGUAUGGGAAAGUCAAGCUAGUUUUGAAGCACAAUAAAUAUUUCGUGGAGAGCCCCCAUCCGGAGAUUCUCCAAAAACUAUUGAAAGACCCGGUGAUUCAAGAAUGUCGUUUGAGGCGCAACGAGGAAGGGGACGAGUUUAUAACGCAGGUGCAAGAAAAGAAAAACAUUCCGAGCUUUGGUGCCAAACCAACCCCCGGUGACCAACCCGAUUCGAGCGCAGUCCCUGACGACAUUACAAAUUUCUACGACAAAAUCGACAACGAAGAAGAUGAAGAAGAAGCAACUCUUCAAACUGUCUCAUUCGAAGUCAAUCAGGAAAAAAUCGAAACAAUACAAAAACGUUGCAUUGAACUCGAAUACCCUUUAUUGGCUGAAUACGAUUUCCGAAACGAUACAAUUAACCCUGACAUUAACGUUGAUUUGCGCCCAGCGGCUGUACUUCGCCCCUAUCAGGAAAAAAGCCUCCGAAAAAUGUUCGGUAACGGACGGGCACGGUCGGGUGUUAUCGUGUUACCUUGCGGUGCCGGUAAAUCCCUGGUGGGCGUAACGGCAUGUUGUACGGUACGCAAACGAGCGCUGGUUUUAUGUAAUUCCGGUGUUUCCGUCGAACAAUGGAAACAACAAUUUAAAAUGUGGUCAACAGCUGAUGAUAGUAUGAUUUGUCGGUUUACUUCCGAAGCUAAGGAUAAACCAAUGGGGUGUUCCAUUCUCGUAACAACCUAUUCCAUGAUAACGCACACGCAGCGAAGGUCAUGGGAGGCUGAACAGACCAUGAAAUGGUUACAGGAGCAGGAAUGGGGGAUUAUGGUACUUGAUGAAGUUCAUACCAUUCCUGCCAAAAUGUUUCGACGGGUUUUAACUAUCGUUCAGUCGCAUUGUAAGCUAGGUUUGACGGCGACUUUACUGCGAGAGGAUGAUAAAAUUGCCGAUUUGAAUUUUUUGAUUGGUCCAAAAUUGUACGAAGCCAACUGGUUGGAGUUACAAAAAAGAGGGUUUAUAGCAAGGGUUCAGUGUGCUGAAGUUUGGUGCCCGAUGACACCCGAAUUUUAUAGAGAGUAUCUCGGUUGUAAAACAAGCAAGAGACUUUUGUUAUACGUCAUGAAUCCGAAUAAAUUCCGAGCUACGCAAUACUUGAUACGUUAUCACGAAAGAAGAGGUGACAAAACUAUAGUUUUUUCAGAUAAUGUUUUCGCUUUGAAACACUACGCCAUCAAGAUGAAUAAACCGUAUAUUUAUGGGCCCACCUCUCAAGGUGAAAGGAUUCAAAUUUUGCAAAACUUCAAAUUUAAUCCGAAAGUUAACACGAUUUUUGUGAGUAAGGUGGCUGAUACGUCCUUUGAUUUACCCGAAGCCAACGUUUUGAUUCAAAUUUCGUCACAUGGAGGGUCUAGGAGGCAAGAAGCCCAACGUUUAGGGAGGAUUUUAAGGGCGAAAAAAGGUGCAAUCGCUGAGGAAUAUAACGCCUUCUUUUACACUCUCGUAUCACAAGAUACAAUGGAAAUGAAUUACUCUAGGAAGCGACAGAGGUUUUUGGUCAAUCAAGGUUACAGUUACAAGGUUAUUACCAAGUUGGCAGGCAUGGAUGAAGAGCCUGAUUUGAUGUACAAAACGAGGGAAGAGCAGGGACAGUUGUUGCAGCAAGUUUUGGCUGCGAGUGAUAUCGACUGUGAGGAUGAGAAAGUUCCAGGUGAAGGUGGUAGAGGAGCUGGGGGCUCAGGGAAUCGCAGGACGGGACAAAUGGGGUCCAUGUCAGGAGCUGAUGAUGCCGUUUAUUACGAGUAUAAGAAGAAUGCGGCGAAUCAGCAUAAACAUCCAUUGUUUAAGAAAUUCAGAUAUUAAUAAAGUUUUUCAGUUCUG